Messenger RNA from Cajanus cajan (pigeon pea), 5440 nucleotides. RefSeq lists its product as uncharacterized. NCBI's taxonomy places the organism in Eukaryota, Viridiplantae, Streptophyta, Magnoliopsida, Fabales, Fabaceae. The record is from RefSeq and is a predicted model, not a curated record.
CUAAGUACAACUUUUCCGUACAAUAAUUGAUCAUAAAUGGGAAACCUAAAACUUUUCUACUUUACUUCUCCACGAAGUAGUCUUGUUCUUUGCGAGCUUUUAAGUAGACCAAGACUUAACUCGUUUACCCAAACUCAUGGAGAUGACACCGAAGGAGCACAUUGAGAAUAUACGAAGGAGCAAAUACUCGAUUGGGGGAGAACCAAACCCACUGCGUGAGGACUUGCACCAAGCCACAAAGAACCUCUCCACUGAGCUUUAUGCCAAAGAUGUUCAUUUUCUCAUGGAGCUCAUUCAGAAUGCUGAAGAUAACAAGUAUGCUGAAGGAGUGAGUCCAUCACUUGAAUUCAUCAUAACAUCAAAGGACGUAACAGCCACUGGAGCUGAAGCCACAUUACUAAUUUUCAACAAUGAAAAGGGUUUCUCUACCGAAAACAUUGAAUCUAUAUGCAGUGUUGGACGGUCCACAAAGAAAGGCAACAGGAGUAGUGGUUACAUAGGCGAGAAAGGAAUUGGUUUCAAGAGUGUAUUUCUGCUUACUGCUCAUCCUUAUAUAUUUAGCAAUGGAUAUCAGAUACGGUUCAGUGAGAAACCUUGUCCACACUGUGACAUCGGGUAUAUAGUUCCUGAAUGGGUUGAUGAGAAUCCAUCCCUUGAUGACAUAAAGCAGAUAUAUGGUGCUGGUUCCCUCCCAACUACCACAAUUGUCUUACCUCUAAAGCCAGACAAGGUCAAACCUGUGAAGCAACAGCUCUCAAACAUUCAUCCAGAAGUUCUGUUGUUCCUUUCAAAAAUCAGACACCUGUCUGUAAGGGAAGAUAAUGAGGAUCCCAAGCUGAAUACUGUGAAUUCUGUAUCUAUUUCUAGCGAGAAAGAAUUUUGCACUAGGAAAAACAUGAAUGCUGAGUCCUACACACUUCAUCUCUCUGCUGAGGAAAAUGGUGGUUCUGGAAAGGAAUGCAGCUACUAUAUGUGGAAGCAAAAGUUUCCUGUGAGGUUGGAAAAUGUGGUGGAAAGGAGAGAGGAUGUGGAGGAGUGGGUUGUAACAUUAGCCUUUCCAAAUCAGGAGAGGCUUCAUAGGGGAAGGAGCUUACCUGGGGUCUAUUCAUUUCUUCCCACAGAGAUGGUCACUAAUUUUCCCUUUAUAAUUCAAGCAGAUUUUGUCCUGGCCUCAUCAAGGGAGACAAUUCUCUUGGACAAUAAGUGGAACCAAGGGAUACUGGAAUGUGUUCCAUCAGCUUUUAUGGGUGCAUUGAGAACACUUGUCAUUGGAUCAGAUCAAGCUCCAAUAUUCAGUUUACCCCCCUUCUUCAGGUUCCUUCCCACUGAUAGUUCUCCUUUUGAAAAGUUAAAUUGUGUGAGGGAGAAAAUCAAACAAAAAAUGCUUCAAGAAAGCAUUAUUCCUAUUGAGACAUACAAGGAGCAGAAGCACUUCUAUAAGCCUUGUGAAGUUGGCAGGCUACUGCCCGAAUUCUGGGACAUUUUGGCUGAGGCUCAGGAAGAAGGAGUAUACUUGCAUAACCUGUCAUCUCACAAUGGGAGGAAAAUCUUGAGUUCUUCAUUUGAUAAAACUGAGUAUGAUCACAUUCUCAACUUUUUAGAGGUAAAAGAAGUUGACACUGAUUGGUAUGCAAAGUGCAUCCAAAGUUCUAAUCUUGUGGAUGGAGUACCAGAUGUUGUUUAUCUGAAGCUUUUACUGUUUAUUGCCACAAAUUGGUUCAGAUUUAAAAGCUCCAACAUGAUGGACAUUCCAUUAAUUAAAUAUGUGGAUUCUGACGGGAAAUUGUCCCAUUUCACUCUUGAUCAAUGCAACAACCGCUAUGGGGCCAAGCAAAUAGUCCUAGCAGAUCCAAGUCCAUCUUGUCCUUGCUCUUGGCUGAUUGAUUGGAACGGCGAAUUUGAAUGUAAAACCUCCCGAUUUUUUAUGCCAGAAGUAACACAACAAGCUAUCUUGUGUUCGCCCCGCAGGCAGACUUUGUUGGAAUGGCUAGAAAAUCAGGUUCAUGUUACUACUUUGAAGGUGUACACUUUUGCAAAAGUCCUUUGUAGUUCUAUAAAAAGUAACUCCAAGCUUGCCAUUAAAUAUACUCAUUUCUUAUAUCACUCUUUCUCAAAGAGAUAUUUAUCAGACAGUGAGGUUAAUGAUUUGUGUCGUUCCAUGCCACUUGUGGACAACUAUGGACAUGUGACUGAAUGCAGAAAAGGAGUUCUUGUGCCUGCAAAUGUGAGCAAAUGGGCAGACUUGAUUGUUUCCAAUCCAUGGAGAAAUGAAAAUUAUGUUGAGCUGGGAAAGGAGUACCUGAAUCCAUCUCAUUAUGCAGGCCAAUACACUGGUUCUGGGAAGCUCAUAGAAUUCCUCAAAAAUCAUGUUGAGGCUUCUGAUAUACCUUAUAUAUACCCUCCAAAUGCUGGGUUUUCUGCUGUUGAUACACCACUUACCAAAGGCAAUGCCUUUUUGCUUUUGGAUUGGAUUCGAAACCUGAAGUAUAGAGGUGUGCAUCUACCAGAGAGGUUCUUGAAAUGCAUAAAGGAAGGAAGUUGGCUUAAAGUUACUGCCAUUGGAUGGAGGCCACCUUCAAAAUCCUUCUUAAUUGGCUCAUCAUUGGGAAGAAUUUUGCAAAGUGGUUCUGUUCUUGUUGAUAUUCCACUGAUUGAUGAGAGCUUCUAUGGGAAUCAAAUAAAUGGGUACAAGGAGGAGUUGAAAACAAUUGGGGUGAUGUUCAGUUGUGAGGAAGCAUGUCAAUUCAUUGGAAGAGAACUAAUGUCUCGUGCAGCUUCUUUUACUUUAAGCAGUAGUCAUAUUCUUUUGAUGCUUGAAUUCAUCCAACAUCUGAGGCAAAAUUAUCUUCCUUUAGACGAUUUUGUCAACAGCAUCAAAGAGGAAAGUUGGCUAAGGACAUCUAAUGGUCUCAGGUCUCCUAUAGGAUCUGUAUUGUAUGAUUCAGGAUGGCAAGUUGCUUCACAAAUUAGUGCUAUCCCUUUCAUUGAUAAGGGCUAUUUUGGUGAGGAAAUUUAUAAUUUUAAAGAGGUGCUCGAGUUGUUGGAUGUUGUAGUUGGCUUCAAUGGAAACUACCAAGUUAUUAUUGACCAUUUAAAAUCACCCUCAGAUUUGGUCAAUAUGACAGCUGAGGCUGUUCUUUUGAUAAUGGAAUGUAUACGAUUCUCGCGUGCCUCUAGUAAACUCAUAAACCCACUCAGGGGAACAAACUGCUUGAAGACAAACAUGGGUUUCAAAGCACCAGAUGAAUGUUUUUUGUAUGAUCCUGUAUAUGGCUGCAUUUUGGAGGUAUUCGAUGGUCUUCCUGUGAUAAAUAGUAAAUUCUAUGGAGAGAAAAUUUUCACAUACAAGGAUGAAUUGAAGCAAAUGGGAGUGGUGGUUGACUUUAUGGAGGCUAUCCAAAAAGUUGAGCAUCUCUUCAAACAGAAGGCGUCAGAGACUUCCUUAAACCCACAGAAUGUUCUAUCAUUUCUUUCAUGCUGCAGGUUGCUGAAGGGAACUGGAUGUGAAUUCCCUUCCAGUUUCUCAUUAAUCAUUGGUGAUAUGAAGUGGUUACAAACUGUGGUUGGUGAUCAUAGGCGUCCAAGAAAAUGCAUUCUAUAUGGUCCAGAGUGGAAAGCCAUCUCUUCAAUAGCUCGUCUCCCUUUCAUUGAUGAAAGUGACAAUUGCUACGGUAAGGGAAUACAUGAAUAUAAGGAAGAGCUGAAGAGCAUUGGUGUUGUUACUCAACUGAAAGACGGGGUGAAGUUUCUUCCUAAAUACUUGAAUUUUCCUUCAGAUCCUUCCACUAUUACUCCUGAGAGUGUGUUUUCAUUGCUAGAAUGCAUCCGUGUUCGAAUGCAAGGGGGCAUUCUCUCCAUUGGAGAUGACUUCAAGAAAAAAAUGUCUAGAAAUUGGUUGAAAACACAUGCUGGUUAUAGGCCUCCAGAAAAGUGUUUGUUGUUUGAUUCCGAGUGGAAUUUGUACCUCAAGCCAACUGAUGGGCCUUUCAUUGAUGAGGGUUUUUAUGGACAUGAAAUUGCUUCUUACAAGAAAGAACUCAAUGCAAUUGGAGUCACCAUUGAUGUUGAAAAAGGGUGCUUCUUGGUCGCUAGUCACCUUGACUCUCUCUCUGAUGAUGACACCAUUGUGCAAAUAUAUAGGUACUUGAGUGAACACAAGUGGAAACCUGAGAAAAAGGCUUCCAGAAAGAUUUGGAUUCCAGAAAGUGCAAAGUGGGUCCAUUCUGGACAAUGUGUCAUACAUGACCAGGAUAAUCUCUUUGGUUCAAAGUUUUAUGUUCUGGGGGAUAUUUAUGAAGAGAAGAUUCUUCAAUUUUUCUCUAUUGCCAUGGAAGUCCGGAACAAACCCUCACUUGAUGAUUAUGUCAACCUUUGGAAUGAUUGGGAGAGUUCAGUGGAACAGUUGUCAUAUGACAAGUGCUGUAAGUUCUGGAUGUUUAUGUUGAAACAUUCAACAAAAAAAACCGGGGAGAAACUUUCUGACUGCUUAGAGAAACUUUCUGACUGCUUAGAGAAACUGCCUGCAACAUCAGGCAACAAUGAGAUAUUUUUGUUAGAUAAGAAUGAUGUUUUUAUUCCUGAUAACCUUCAUCUGAAAAAGCUUUUUGAGCAGGAGAAAGUCUUUGUCUGGUAUCCUCAAAACUUGGCACCAGUAUCCAGGUGUGAAUUGUUUGACAUGUACAGAAAAAUUGGUGCUAGAAAUAUCUCUGAAUCUCUAUGCAAGGAAGAGUCAUCCUUACUCAAUGGUGUUCAACUCAAGCAGGUUAAUCCUGAUAGUAUUUGUAAUGUAAAGGGAUUGGUUAAGCUUAUUCUUGGUUUUCUUUCUUGUUCUAGCCUAAAAAUGGAACCAAACAGGAGGCAUGAAGCUGUUCAAGCUCUACUCAACCUGAGUUUUUUUGAGACUAUGGAUUCAGUCACUGUAAGUUACAGUUUGAAACUAUCAUCAGGGAAAAUCAUUACCAAAACUGCAGACAGAAUGGUACAGUGGGAAAGGCAAAGUUCCAAGUUUUUCACCGAAUUGAACUGGCAAAAUGGCAAUGCAAGUUUAAUAAAAUAUGCCACAUAUUUCUCAGAAGCCAUAUCAGAGGGCAUUUUGUGCGAGAAUCAUGAUCAUGUUCCUGCACUCUCUGAGCUCAUCACAUUAGCUUUUCUGCUGAAAUUCAACAAUGAAGAAAUUGAAUUUCUUAUGGAGUCCAGGAACUUGCACUGUGAGGAUGAUGAGUUCCUCAAUUCUUCCUUCCCAUCUGAUUAAGUCUUCUCCAUUGGUUUUAAAAUGCUUUAAUUCAGUUACUAAGCAUAUGCCUAUUCAUAAAUUAUGCUUCUGAGGUUUCUUGUUACUUUGUUAGUGGUAUGUGAUUACUUAAUGAUAUAAAGUAAAAUGUAGUAUUGAACGUUAAGACUUGAAGAAUUAUUAGUUGCUCAAUUUCAUGAUCAAUGCUUU